Molecule: messenger RNA, 1380 nt
Organism: Oryzias melastigma (Indian medaka)
Lineage: Eukaryota; Metazoa; Chordata; Actinopteri; Beloniformes; Adrianichthyidae
Gene: skap1
Product: src kinase associated phosphoprotein 1
Exons: 13
Coding region: 120-1190 (356 amino acids)
Cellular component (GO): cytoplasm; plasma membrane
Molecular function (GO): protein binding
Source: RefSeq, a predicted model, not a curated record
GGUACUUCAAUGCUGUGAGUGUUGAUGAGCUCCUGUUUCUGUCGUAUACAGAGGUUGGAUGUAAAUAUUAAUUCAGAGCGUGAAGAGACAGAAACGUGUUGGACACGUGAAGGCGAGGGAUGGGGACAACCCUGCAAGACUUCAGGAGACUCUUGGAUGAUUGUGAACUGUUCAUUUUGGAGAUCCUUCAAGAGGAAAACCUCAGCGAAAGUGCAGAAGAAACACGACAGGUCCUUCUGAACAACUUCAGAGUUGUUCAUGCAAGGAAUCCUCAAGAAUUCCCCUUGCGAUUGGACUUCAGGGAGGAAGAUGUUUCUGAUGAUAACCGCAGUCCCAGCUUGGGUCGCUCUGCCCCUUCAGACGACGCUUCAGUGGCUUCUGACUACCAGGAUGAUGUAGUUCCAGAGUACUUGGAGGACAACAUCCCAGUGGCAGCCCAAGACCUCACCAACAUCCUGAAGCAAGGCUACCUAGAAAAGAAGCGAAAAGAUCACACCUUCUUUGGACCAGAGUGGCAGAAGAGAUGGUGCGUCCUCAACAACUCCAUAUUUUACUACUUUGGGAGCGAAAAAGAUAAACAGCAGAAGGGUUCGUUUUAUAUCGGAAAUUACAGCGCACAGCUGGUGCCCAACCUGAGAAAAGACUCCAAAAAAAAGUGUUGCUUUGAGCUCACGGCUCAAGGACGACGGGCUUUCCAGUUUGCUGCCAGUAAUCCCCAGGAAGCCAAAGAGUGGGUGGACCAAAUCAAUUUUGUUCUAAAAGAUCUGAGCUCCACCAUCAUUCCUGUGGAUGACGAUGAAGAUGAGGAAAACUACGAUGAUAUUGAGCCUAACAGUCCUUUGCAGCAGCCAAACAUCCCCCAGAACAGCAAACAGGGCGGAGAGGAGGACUGGGAGGCCAAGGAUGAGAGCGAGGAAAUCUACGAGGAGCUGCCAGAGGAGGAUUUCCAAGACUCUCUGAAUGAGAGCUUCGAGAACAGCGGAUCAGACUACACCUCAGACUAUGCUAACUACUAUCAAGGUAUAUGGGAUUGCGAGGCUGACGAGCCAGAUGAGCUGGACUUUCAAAGAGGAGAUCUCAUCCACAUCAUCAGCAAGGAGUACAACAUUCACGGCUGGUGGGUGGGUGAGCUGAACGGCACAGUUGGUAUUGUUCCAAAGGACUUCCUGCAACCUGCCUACAUCCUCUGAGCUGCAACAGGACUGCUGCCGACACAUCCAGAUAUAUUCAGAAGACAAACUAUGGUUCACUAUGUAAAUUCAUAUUUUUCUCCCUUUCAGACUAGAAAUAUCAUUUUGUACCCAUAAACCUUUUCUAAAGCACAUUUAUGUUCCGCAAACAUUUGAUUUUUUUCCAAGUCUUUCCAGUAAAUGAUUUUUU